Exserohilum turcica Et28A is the source of this 555-nucleotide messenger RNA. RefSeq lists its product as uncharacterized. Gene Ontology annotation, biological process: mycotoxin biosynthetic process. The coding region runs from base 1 to 555 and encodes 184 amino acids. The transcript is spliced from 2 exons. The record is from RefSeq and is a predicted model, not a curated record. NCBI's taxonomy places the organism in Eukaryota, Fungi, Ascomycota, Dothideomycetes, Pleosporales, Pleosporaceae.
AUGGAGGCUGCCUGGGACACCAUCGACACUAAUGCCAUGGCCAUUGCACUCGACGACAAGCUCGCAGACCAUCUUGGUCUGCCCCCCUCGACUCGAUUUCCAUGGGAUACAGAGCGCAGCGUAUACUAUGUAAAGGGCAUACAUGACUUGCACUGUCUGAAACUCAUCCGCAAGGCGAUUGUAUCAAAACACAAGGGCAGCGACCAGCCGUUUAAUCUUCGACACAUGUACCACUGCCUGGAUGGUAUACGCCAGGACAUUAUGUGUGCAGCCGAUGACACGCCCAUGCCAGCGCCUUUCUCUCACCAAGCUGGCGAUGGCUUGGUUCGAAAAUGCCGCGACUGGGACAAGUUGAUCGCCUGGGCGAGGCGCCCUGAUCAGCAUGCCUGUUACGAAUUCGACGACUACCGCGAAGCUACCAACACCCUGGAGAACUUUGCCUUUUGUCCACCUGCAUCCCCUUAUCGAGACUUUCAACGCGCCUACUUUGAGCUUCAUGGACACAAGGACCCAUACGAGGAGAACGAGAAUGCAGAAGAAGUGGUUGUAUUCUAA